Messenger RNA from Arachis ipaensis, 1691 nucleotides. The record is from RefSeq and is a predicted model, not a curated record. NCBI's taxonomy places the organism in Eukaryota, Viridiplantae, Streptophyta, Magnoliopsida, Fabales, Fabaceae.
UCUCCUCUUACAUAAUAGAGAGAGCAUAGGCGCACAAGGAACGAAUCUCUUCAGAGCCAAAUCCACAUUUUAAUUCUUUUCUAUGGUGGAAGAAGAAACUCAAGAAAGAGUGGCCUAACCCUUUGUCUUCUUCUUCUUCUUUCUUUGCUUCCUACUCUCUCACGCAUGCACAACCCACUCUGCUACCCUCUCUCUUCUCUGCUUCUUCAUUCCGUUACUGCAACCCUGAGGGCUAUUCACUUGCGCUAGACUCUUGAAUCCCCAAAUCAGUUUUAUUCAUAUAAUAAUCUAGGAUUUUUGUUGGAAGAUAUUUGCUUUCUGCAUGGAUAUUGGAGGUGGGUAACUGGGUAAGUGUCAUUAGUAACAUGGCGUUAUUCUUUGGUGGAUGUGGAUCAUUCGUUAGCUUGAGCUUUUGAGACGUGACAAUGAUUUCUAUCCCUCGGUUUGUCUCAGCCAUUGGUAUGGAUUUCAAUUUUAUAUGUGUUCAAUGUAAAAUUCUGGAUUCUGAAUCUCAUCGACAAGGGAUUCAUUUGGGAUGAUAAUUGGGAACUCUACUGUAGAUCAAAAGUUGUUUGAGGAAUUCAAUUUUCAUCAUUUGGCUUUGGAGAUCAAAAGUGUUUCUAUUUUAAUGUUGAUUGUUCCUUAUGCAAAAUUGUUGACUUUGUAUUGAAGGGAACAUAAGAUUGGGGAUCUAGUUAUAUAGACAGGUAUUGGUGAUUUGUUGUUGUUAAUUUGGAGGCAUUUGUAGUGAGUUUUGUUUGUAUAAAGUGUUGCUGCAAUGUCUGGGGGAACGCCUGUUGGGGUUGGAGGUGGAUUUAUGAGGCAGAGACAUAGUCAAGGGUAUGCUAGCAGUGGUGAUGACCUAGAGGAUGAUGCAUGUUCGAGGCAGCGGUAUUUUCUGCCUCCGCCACCGGCGCGCAAGACAUGGAUUGAGGUGCUGGAGAAUUUUCUUUGGCUUGCCUCAGCUGCUUUGAAAGGUGUUGGGGAUUAUCAAGUUCAUUCACCACAUUGUGAGAUAUGGAACAUUGUACUGCCUUUAUAUCUUGGGAUGAUAGGUGUCAGUUUGAACGCAUUGAUUUUCGUUUAUACAAGUGUCUUGGCGUGGAGUGUCCAGAGAUUUGAUGAAAAGUGGGGGUUAAAAAAAUGGCAGAUACAGAGCAUCAGCGUCUUGCCGUUUGCCACAGCAUUUGGAGUAGUCUCUUUUUGCUUGUUCACCUUUGCUUUGUGGCCAAUAUGGAAUUUCUUGACGCUUCCUCUUCUGUUCACACUAUUCAUGGCUUGCAUGGUAGUAUUCCCUUACCUCAUUUUCGGGACAUUCCGGCCUCAAUACGAUGAAUUCCGUACAGAUUAAGCCUCACGACGAUUCAAGUGAGGAAUAGUACUGACAUAGAUGAAAGAGUUUCUAACACACAUUGACAAUGAUUGAUUGGUAGCUGUUGCAAAAUGUGGUUUGAAGUUUUGUGGCAUGGAUAGAGUAGCAUGAUGUUAUUGCAUGCUAUCCUUUCCAAAAUUGUUGCUAACUGUAAGAGCUAAGAUUCGUUUCGACUUCUAGGUUGAUUGUUAAGGCGGCUGAUAUUAACUGCUACAGGUAGAGAGAUAUAGGUUUCAUGUUUCAACAGAUCAGACAAGUGUUUGAUGCUAUCAAUUGAAUUGCCUUCGGUUGCUGGUAUCCUAACACCAGUUUUGCUUUA